CUGGCAAAUGCUGGCAAAUGGCUGCGCAAUCACUCAGCUGAAUGAUUUCGCCUGCUUGUUCUGCCUUGGCAAAGUUUUACGAAGCCAUGCUCGCUUAUCUGUGCUGAGAAGAACUCGAGAUUUUCGGUAAGGUUGCGGGAACAAGCAAGUCACUUUUUUGGCGUGCGAGAUAUGACGUAACGAGCGCGGGAGUCGGGACUGCCGACCCCGUAAGUGGGGCGCUUGAUUUAGCUUCUUCUUUGGACCGGUACCGCCUUCAUCCACAGUGUUAUUAAAGCUCAGCAGAAGUAAAUUAUAAACUUUCCUCUUUACCGCCAUGUCCUACCACCCAUCAAAUCACCAAAACUCGGACUACGGCGCACCAUUUGCGCCACACAAUAAUCAAGGUUACUAUCCUCCCGGAGGAUUCAAUUUGCCUCAGGCUCCCGGUAAUCCUCCCCCUAUUCCAUCGUAUUCUUAUCCUGCAUCAAAUUAUCAAACUCAACCCCCUCCUCCUUCUUUUCACGACGGAUAUGUGCCAACGUAUCUACCCCCUCCAGCAUCCCAACCGCACGGAGGUUACACUCCCGGCCCUCCUCCGUCACAAUCGACAUAUCCAGGAGUCUCUUACCAAGCUCCACAGUAUUCUCACUAUCAAAAUCAAGCAUCUAUCAUACAAUACCGCAAUACGCCUGUUCCGGCACCUGUAGGGUACGAUCUGCCACCUUUGGGUGAUAUUGCUCCGGGGUACGACCCUUCGCUGGAUAUUGACAAGAUUCGGAAAGCUACGAAAGGAAUAGGCACUGACGAGACUGCUCUUGUUGCUGUUCUAGCUCAUCUUGGGUCGCUUCCUAUAGCUUCGCUGUCGGCAGCUUUCAAAGCGAGGACAGGGAAAACUCUAGUCGAAGUUUUGGACAGCGAGACCAGCGGAUAUUUCGGAGAAACGCUUCACGGACUAGUCCAAGGUCCACUUUGGCACGACGCUGAACUUGCUCGGAGUGCAAUUCAAAGGGCAGGAACGGAUGAACUGCUUUUGACCGAGGUAAUCGCCGACUUGACUGCUUCAGAUCGCCAAAAUCUCUUCAUGGCAUAUCGGAUGCGCUACGGUCGCGAUCUCCAAGCUGAUAUACGCAACGACUUGAGUGCAAAGACAGAAAGACUGUACACCAUGAUAAUUUCAUCAAAUCCACCACCAGAUAAUGUAGCUGUGAAUUUCCAGCAAGUCGAGCAUGAUGUGAAGGCGUUGUAUAAGGCUGGGCAAGGGAAGAUUGGAACAGAUGAAAUCACAUUCUGUGAUAUUAUCAUCAAUCGCUCGAAACCCCAUUUAGCAGCACUAUGCGAUGCAUACAGUAGGAAAUACAAAUCACUUACGAAAGUCAUCAAGUCUGAGUUCUCCGGCCACAUGCGUCAAACUCUCUUAUUCAUUGUCGAAGGAGCAAAGCCAAAACACUUGAUGGAAUUUGGUCCAGGUGUGUGGCGGGACGCCAAGUUGCUUGAGAAAUCCAUGAAGGGUUUGGGAACGAAAGACAAGCAACUCGUAAGAAGAAUCAUCCGAUACCAUUGGGACAGGCCUCGCUUUGAAGCGAUCAAAGCUGCUUAUCAGAAGAAGUAUAGGAAAUCACUUGAAGGACGCAUCGCUGGGGAAACUAGCGGAGAUUAUAAAAAGCUUUUGGUGGCUAUUGUGAAAGGGAUUUGAGGAGUCUUUUGAGUGAGAACAAUCGUAUUUUAACCUUGUCUUGUCUAUUCGUAUAAAUACUGACGAUGUAGUAACGACGUAACUUUAUGUAGUAAUUUUUUGUACUGUAUGUACUUACUGUCUUUUAAUCACAUCUUACCUGUAUCAAUGAAUUACGCUACGCAG
Lentinula edodes (shiitake mushroom) is the source of this 1840-nucleotide messenger RNA. Its product is annotated as calpactin I heavy chain, calcium ion binding protein. Gene Ontology annotation, cellular component: cytoplasm. Bases 317 to 1675 code for a protein of 452 amino acids. The record is from RefSeq and is a predicted model, not a curated record. The transcript has 11 exons. Lineage: Eukaryota; Fungi; Basidiomycota; Agaricomycetes; Agaricales; Omphalotaceae. Gene Ontology annotation, molecular function: calcium-dependent phospholipid binding; calcium ion binding.